AUCAAAAUGUUGAAUACAAAUUUUUGUCGCUAUAAAGCAUUACUGAAACUAUCACAGAGUGCGUUAAAUUCAGAUCUUGGCAACAAAAUCGGUUUGCGAUUUUAUGCAGGUAAGGUUAUUUAUUCAUCAGAGUCACCUCAGAAUCUCUGGUAUAAAUCUGAGAAUCCUAAUGAACAAGAACGCACACUUGGAAACCAGAGGUUUACUCAAAAAAAUUCAAGAUAUGAAAAAGAAUGUGAACCUAGAAAUUCUUAUGGACAAGGGCAAAAUAAUUUUAAGCAAGAAGCAUUAUACAAAAAAAAUUAUGGUCAUAGAAAUAAUUCUUACCAAAUGAAAAAUAAACACAGGAAUACUAGUGAAAAAAACACAUAUUUUGACCAAGGAAUUAAUGCACCAACAGAGAUAUUUGAUGCAAAAUAUGCAUUUCUAGACAAUACUAAUAAAGUUGUAAUUAAGCCUAGAAAUCCUCACAAAAAAGAUGAUUAUGAUUCAACAGAAAAUCAACAAUGCAAGAGAAAUUAUAAAAUUACAGAUAAUCCUUUAUAUUCUAAAGUACUACCGUGUGAAGACGACAGAAUAGAUGAUGGUAUUGAGUUAAAAAGUGAUCAUGUUGAUCAUGAUAGACCGGUUAAAAAGCUAAAAAAAAAAUAUAGUUUUGAUAGUAAUUUGGUAUUUGAAGAAUCAGACAUUGAUAAUGCCUCUCCACUAAAAAUAGAUAUUAUCAAUGUAUCUAAUGAAAACAAUACUCCUGAAUGCAUUGUUGAUACAACUAGUACUGAUUCUAUUACCAAUACCAGUUUAAUUAAAACUAAUUUGAAACCGAGAUUGAAAACUAUUGAUACUCCUGAAGGACUAGUAACUUUAAAUUUAACAGAUGAUGAAUUUGAUUUGGAUGAUUUUAUAAAAGAAUUCAAUGAGGAAAUUCCAGGACCAUUAGAUGAGUGUAAUGAAGAUAUAUCUUAUUUUGGCCCAGACUUUUCGCCAACAUUUAAUUUUGCUGCUUACGCUGAUAAGUCAAAACUAAUCCAACAAUAUGUUAAACUAGGAGUUAAAUUAUACAAAGUAGAGAAAAAUAUGGAUCAUAUGAGAGCUCUUUUAUCAGUAGAUUUAGAAAAGGAGUUACCAAUAUAUAUUCAAUUCCUUCAUGACUGUGGCAUACCAGCAAACUGCUUAGGUGAUGCCAUAACAGAGAGUCCAAUGCUACUAAAAGAAGAUCUCGACGACAUGAAAACAAGGAUAAGAUAUUUAAGAGCCCAUAACUUUACACCAGGCAGUAUAUCAAGAAUUAUUACAAAGAAUCCUUCAUGGCUUCUUUGGGCAACAAAAUUUAUUGAUGAAAGACUUGGCCAUUUUCAGAAUGAGUUCAAGCUAGGAGGUUCUGACAUGCGAUUUCUAGCAACUAAAGCACCAAAAUUGAUUACUUAUCCAAUGAGGCAUGUCAAUGAAAAUACUUUUGCUAUAAGAGAACAAAUGGGCUUCAAUAAACUUGAAACUAAACUUUUGUUGUUAUAUAAACCUCGUCUUUGGAUGAAUUCAAGGCGAAAAAUUGUUGACAGCUUUGAUUAUCUUCAUAAUACUAUGCAAUUGUCACACGUGAUGAUAGCUUCUCAAGCUGAUGUUCUGACAACUCGAAAAAGUCGUAUUAAGAGUCGGCAUGAAUUUUUAGUAGAAUUGAAGAAGGCUCAAUAUGAUCCUAAGAAACCUGGAUACAUUGCACCAAGGACGAUUGUUAUUGGUUCUGAUGCCGAUUUUUGUACAAAAGUCGCAAAAACUGCUGUAGAUACCUAUAAUUUAUUUUUAAGAACUAGAUAAAACUACCCUGAUUUUAUGGAAAUAAAUUUUAUUGUACAGUUGAAUAAAUUUAUACAUCUUGUCAUUAUGUAAAACAAGAGAUUCAAGACUUUU
Messenger RNA from Phymastichus coffea, 1905 nucleotides. RefSeq names its product transcription termination factor 3, mitochondrial (gene mTerf3). Gene Ontology annotation, molecular function: double-stranded DNA binding. The record is from RefSeq and is a predicted model, not a curated record. The transcript has 2 exons. Gene Ontology annotation, biological process: regulation of DNA-templated transcription; mitochondrial ribosome assembly. Gene Ontology annotation, cellular component: mitochondrion. Bases 7 to 1812 code for a protein of 601 amino acids. Lineage: Eukaryota; Metazoa; Arthropoda; Insecta; Hymenoptera; Eulophidae.